Molecule: messenger RNA, 2225 nt
Organism: Lineus longissimus
Lineage: Eukaryota; Metazoa; Nemertea; Pilidiophora; Heteronemertea; Lineidae
Product: protein SHQ1 homolog
Exons: 13
Coding region: 99-2036 (645 amino acids)
Biological process (GO): box H/ACA snoRNP assembly
Cellular component (GO): nucleoplasm; cytoplasm
Source: RefSeq, a predicted model, not a curated record
CCGCCCGACAAUCGCUGAAACCGUAGUUUCACAAACUGCCGAUAGAUGUCAGCACCUCACGGUCCGUUUUGAUAAGAAACAUACAAGUUAGUGCUAAGAUGUUGACUCCAGCAUUUGAAAUUAGUCAAACGGAUGGAUUCAUCACCAUCAUCAUUCAUGCAAGAUUUGCAAAGGUUGCAGAGACGGAGAUAUUCAUUCAAGAUGAAGAAUUCAAAUUCUAUUCAAAACCAUAUUUCUUGAGACUGAACCUUCCUGGAAAACUUCUCGAGGAUGGACGCGAGAUGGCCAGAUUUGAUGUGGAGACAGGAACGCUCACUGCACGCAUUCCUAAACAGACACCUGGAGAACAUUUUAGGGGACUUGAUAUGAUAACGAAAUUGCUGGCACCAAAGGGGAACACCAAUGCAAAGGCACCUCUAAUUGAAGUCUUAGAUUCAACUGAAGAUCCAUCCACUGGAGGUGGUGAGGCCUUCAGAGAUGAGGAGGAGGAUUUUGAUGAGGACUUUGACUGGCAAAUUGAGCAGAUUCCCUACAGUCUAGAAAAGGACCCAAUUCUCGAAGAAAGUUACAAAUAUGGCUUUGCAAACCUCAGGAGUGGAGUAUUCCUUAGAUUGCAGGAUGAAUUGUAUGGUGUGAUUGACCUGCUGGAUCCAGACAAAACACCAUCUCAAGAACGUACUGAAAGAAGACUUCGAGAGGAAGCUGAUAAGUUUGAUGGUGAAUACUACUUGGCUGACCUAUUUGAAGAUGAUGCUAUCCAGGAGAUUCUGAGCUAUGAACCUGUUUGGGUUGAUGAAUACAGACGAAUCAAAAGUGGAGAGAAUCCAGAUAAGAUUGUCACGCUUUCUGAAGAUGAUCAUCAGAAGAUGAAAGAACUGCCAAAUAAAGAAUACCUCCUCGAUCAUGACCAACAGGCUAGUGUACUCCUUGGCCUGGUGGACAUCAUAUAUGCCUAUGCCUACGACAAUAGAACAACAGAAGGGGAGAGUAAUGUGGAGUCUGCCUGGACAGUCAGGAAACUUAGUGCAACACUAUCAUGGCUGGAGACUUUCACAAACCUAAAGAUGGUGCUCCAUUCAUGUUUCCAACGUGCCCUUUCCUACCCACUUUAUCGUCAUUGGAAACUGAGCAAAAAGGUGCUGAGAGAUACAGUCAUGAUAUUCUCCAUCGGUAAGAGACGUCUGCUGAAGUGUCUCUUGGAGAUUCAUACUUGUCUGAACACAUCCGACCCGUACUACAUCCUGAAUGAUAUCUAUAUCACAGACUACUGUAUCUGGCUCCAGGGUGUAAGUGAAAAACGUCUAUCAUCCCUUACAAGAUCUCUGACAAAGAUAAAGGUUGAAAAAGAAGAUGUCGGGCUUGAGCUCAUUGAGCUUGAGGAGGCAGCUCAGCUAGUUCAAGAAGACGAACGACUACAAAACGAAUUAAGUGCUGGAAUAUCCACUGUCUGCCUUGUGGACAAAAAGACGGGAAAGCCUGGAGCAGAAAAAAGUGUCAACAUUGAAAAGUGUAGUGAUAUCUCUGCAUCCAGAGAGGAAGCAGUGUGUACAAAACUUGGUGCUCUUUUGCUUGACAAUGAUACUACUAUUCAAGGAGAGCUCGAAAGUAAAAGCAGCGAGGCGACAUUGAAGGGAGAAAUUUGUGAAAGUGGUGCAGAUAUUUCUGGCAAUAAAACUGGCAUGAAUUGUAGUAGUAAGGGAACUGUGACAUGUAACAGAGAACUUGCCGAAGGGAUCAAGCACUUUGAUGUCCAAAAUUUGUUACAUUGUCAGAAUGACGCUGGAGUUAAUAUGCGCGAUUCAGAUGAUGUUUCAUCUGAGGACAGCGGUAGUGAUUCUAGUUCUUGUGGUUCUUGUAGUGAUGAUGACUCUGAUGAGGAUGACGACUCAUCAGCUUCAGAAGAGGGACUAGCCAAUGUGGUGAAUUCACCAAAUCUGGGCACAUCAAGUGACUUGACUGCAGAUUCAGAAGUUAAGCAAAGACAAAUGAUCACAGUGAUAGAUUCUUCUGAGAAACCCCAAUGCGGCUCGAUCUAAGCUUUUUUACGCAGGUUGGGGCCAUUUAGUUCAGCUUUUGAUCCGAUGACCAUGCAUUUGCUUUCAUAUUGCUACUUACUUACAUUGUAUUAUAUGAGUCAGUCGUUUUUGUGUCUCAGCUAAAGUUUUAGCAGGUUGCCUUACUGUACAUUUACUUUGAAUCUGAAAAAAACUUUUGUAAUAAAAUCA